UUACCUUUCUACAAAGACUACUUCAGUGUUCCUUAUCCGUUGCCUAAAAUCGAUCUCAUAGCUAUCGCUGAUUUUGCUGCUGGUGCCAUGGAAAACUGGGGCCUUGUUACCUACAGGGAGACAGCUCUGCUAAUCGACCCGAAGAACUCCUGCUCGUCCUCCAGGCAGUGGGUGGCGCUGGUGGUGGGACACGAACUCGCCCACCAGUGGUUCGGAAACUUGGUCACCAUGGAAUGGUGGACCCAUCUGUGGCUUAAUGAGGGAUUUGCAUCUUGGAUCGAGUAUCUGUGUGUGGACCACUGCUUCCCCGAAUAUGACAUCUGGACCCAGUUUGUCUCAGCCGACUACACCCGCGCUCUGGACCUGGACGCGCUGGACAGCAGCCAUCCCAUAGAGGUGAACGUGGGCCAUCCAUCAGAAGUAGAUGAAAUCUUUGACGCCAUCUCCUACAGCAAAGGAGCAUCUGUGAUCCGCAUGUUGCACAACUACAUAGGAGACGAGGACUUUAGGAAAGGAAUGAACGCCUAUCUUUUAAAGUUCCAACAUAAAAACGCAUCAACAGAGGACCUAUGGGACUGUCUGGAACAGGCCAGUGGGAAACCCAUUGCUGCAGUGAUGAGCUCGUGGACUAAGCAGAUGGGCUUCCCGAUUAUUGUAGUGGACCAGGAACAGCAAGGUGAGGACCGCGUUCUCAAGUUAUCUCAGAAGAAGUUCUGUGCUAGUGGACCACAUAAUGGUGAGGAUUGCCCCAACUGGAUGGUCCCCAUUAGUAUUUGUACCAGCGAGGACCCCAAAUGCACCAAGCUCAAAGUUCUGCUGGACAGACCGGAGACAACCAUCACCGUUAGCAGCGUCACCCCGGACCAGUGGAUCAAGAUCAACCCCGGCACUGUGGGCUUCUAUCGUAUCCAGUACAGCUCGUCCAUGCUGGAGAGUCUGCUGCCGGGUAUCAGAGAUCUCAGCCUGCAGCCUGUGGACCGGCUCGGCCUCCAGAACGACCUCUUCUCUCUGUCUCGCGCCGGCAUGAUCAGCACGGUGGAGGUGCUGAAGCUGAUGGAGGCGUUCGUCAACGAGCCCAACUACACAGUGUGGAGCGACCUCAGCUGCAACCUGGGAGUCCUGUCCUCGCUGCUGUCCCACACGGACUUCCACGAGGAGAUCCAGGAGUUCAUCAGGGACCUCUUCACCCCCGUCGGCCUCGAGCUGGCCUGGGACAGCAAACCAGGGGAAGGUCACCUGGACGCCCUGUUGAGAGGUUUGGUUCUGGGGAAGUUGGGGAAGGCGGGACACAAACCCACAUUGGAGGAGGCGCGGCGGAGAUUCAAGGACCACGUGGAGGGAAAACAGAGUCUCCUUGCAGACCUGAGGAGCCCGGUGUAUUUAACAGUUUUGAAGCACGGAGAUAGUGCAACGUUGGAGACGAUGUUAAAGCUUCACAAGCAAGCAGACAUGCAGGAGGAGAAGAAUCGUAUAGAGCGAGUGCUCGGCGCCAUAUCUGCCCCUGACCUCAUCCAGAAAGUCCUAACCUUUGCCCUCUCGGAAGACGUUCGUCCUCAGGACACGGUUUCGGUAAUCGGGGGCGUAGCAGGAAGCAGUAAACACGGCCGUAAAGCUGCCUGGAAGUUUGUCAAGGACAACUGGGAGGAGCUUUACAACCGCUACCAGGGCGGCUUCCUCAUAUCACGACUCAUCAAGCUCACGGUUGAUGGAUUCGCUAUUGACAAAAUGGCUGCUGAAGUAAAGAGUUUCUUUGAGAGUCACCCGGCGCCGGCGGCCGAGCGCACGGUGCAGCAGUGCUGUGAGAACAUCCUCCUCAACGCCGCCUGGCUCAAACGUGACGCCGACGACAUCCACCAGUAUCUACUGCAGCGCAAAGCUCCCCCCGUCUGAGCCGCUGCCCCCCCCACUCCCCCCCCCCCCCG
Scomber japonicus (chub mackerel) is the source of this 1922-nucleotide messenger RNA. It is a transcript of the gene npepps, whose product is annotated as aminopeptidase puromycin sensitive. The record is from RefSeq and is a predicted model, not a curated record. The transcript has 17 exons. Gene Ontology annotation, cellular component: cytoplasm. NCBI's taxonomy places the organism in Eukaryota, Metazoa, Chordata, Actinopteri, Scombriformes, Scombridae. Bases 88 to 1890 code for a protein of 600 amino acids. Gene Ontology annotation, molecular function: metalloaminopeptidase activity; peptide binding; zinc ion binding. Gene Ontology annotation, biological process: proteolysis; peptide catabolic process.